AUGUCCGAAGUAUGUAUACUACGCAUAAACUCGACUCCGCUGGCUGUGUGUUUUUUUUUUCGUCUUCUUAAGAAAACAAAAGCAAAGCAUCAAAGUGAAGUCCUCAACUAACAGGCUUCAAAAACCAUUUUAGGUCAAAAGAACCAUAAGGAUAAAAACUGAACAGCACAUUUUGAAGGAUGUUCCUCCGGUUGAGAACUUCCCCAUGAGGAAGUGGACCAUUUCGAUAACAAUGCUUGAUGCUCAGGGUAAGGAAAUACCGGCCAAGAUCUUGGGCAAAGUGACCUACCAUUUGCAUCCCACGUUCCCCAACCCCGUGAGACAGUUGAAACUGCCUCCGUUCACUGUUGAAGAGCAAGGGUGGGGAGAGUUCGACAUCCCCAUCACGGUGAAUCUUCUUGGCAUCAGCGGGAAGCCAGGUGAGAGAAAGUUUACUCACGACUUGAAUUUUUUAAAAGAGACCUACUUCACCGACCAUGUGUUGAACAUCCCAGUUGGGCCAAAUAAGAACCCGCAAUUGAACAAAAUACUUCUCGAAAGUGGCAACUUGCCCUUUGAAGAAAGCGGGAACGCCGCAGCAGGAGGCGCAGGAGGAGCUGGAGCUGGAGCUGGAGCUGGAGCUGGAGCUGGAGCUGGAGGGGUCAAGAGAAAAUUAGAUUCAAAUCACGCACCAAGUCAACCUGACAAGGCUAAGAAAUCCAAAGGUGCAAUAAAGGGCAAUAUCGACUUGGAAAAAUUGUCAAAUGGCCUCACCAAGUUAUCCGAGGACGAUCUCAUUGUGGUUGUGCAGAUGGUUACGGACAACAGAACUUCGGACAUGAAUAUUAAAAAUGAUCCAGACGCCGGGGAAUUCACAAUGGACCUCUACACUCUUCCCGACUCAUUGUUGAAGUCCCUUUGGGACUACGUUAAAAAGAAUACUGGAGAGGCCUGA
Molecule: messenger RNA, 934 nt
Organism: Lodderomyces beijingensis
Lineage: Eukaryota; Fungi; Ascomycota; Pichiomycetes; Serinales; Debaryomycetaceae
Source: the annotation of a GenBank genome assembly